This is a messenger RNA of Pyrus x bretschneideri (Chinese white pear), 670 nucleotides long. RefSeq lists its product as uncharacterized. Bases 235 to 546 code for a protein of 103 amino acids. The record is from RefSeq and is a predicted model, not a curated record. The transcript is spliced from 2 exons. Lineage: Eukaryota; Viridiplantae; Streptophyta; Magnoliopsida; Rosales; Rosaceae.
GCACUUCCAUUCCUUCUCUUUUUAUUGCAAUCCGAAUCAAGAUAUCAAAUUAAGCUACUUAUAUUAUUAGUGUGUUCAAGUUCAACAUGGGAGGGCAUAUUUUUCUUCUCCGCGCUUUCUCUUCAAGGUCAAGGUCCACAAUUUUGAAGUCAUUAGCUGCAUGUCAUUACACAACCAACCAGUUGGAAAUGGAACUCUUUCUUUGAUCAAUGUUGGAAUUCGGACUUGAUUGCUAUGCUAUCUGAAAUUUCAAUGAAGAGAUAUAAGAGCCAAGGGAGCAAGGGAGAGCACCACCACGGCCACGCAGGUAUAGAAGAGAGAGCACCUUCUACGGCUGAGGAGUUCAAGAGAGUGGCGGAGGAGAAGCGGAAGGCAGUGGAGAAGCUGAAGGUGGCGGAGCAAGGUGUGGCCAGCCAGACAGCGGACAAGGCAUACGAUGGGACAGAGGAAGCUAUCUUGGGUGACUCUAACGUUGAAUCUGUCAAGAACAGGUACAAGGAACAUGAGCCCGGGGCUGACUACAGAAGGAGGCCACAUGACGACUAAAACAUUUUUUUUGGGUCUAAUUUAUGGUUAGUUUGAUAUUACUGUGUUUUUUUUAAAAAAAUUGUUUCUACUGUGAUAUGAGAAUAAAUUGCUGUAAAAUAAAGUUGUUGAGUGUUUGGUAAUU